AUGGUGGAGAUAAAAGGUUGGAGUUGUCCAAUUUUGAAUUUGAUGAAUUCUUCUUCUUCAUCAUCAACAACAACAAGGCCAUGUAAUUUUGUAAUAUUGCUUAAAAUUGCGGUGUUGAUCUCAACUCUUGCAUUUGCAUUCCUCGUCUUAAGCUUCACUUCUCCUUUCAAUCGUUUCAAUAGAUUUUCGCCCCUUGAUGAACAAGUCCAUGAUGAGUAUUAUGAACUAAGAAAGCUUCUAAAGGCAGCUUCAACAAAGGAGAAAACAGUGAUCUUGACAUACUUAAACGAGGCAUGGGCAGCACCAAACUCGAUUUUCGAUAUCUUCCUAGAGAGUUUCAGAAUUGGUAACAAUACAGCCUACCUUCUCAACCAUUUGUUGGUUAUAGCAGUCGACGAUGACGCAUACACUCGAUGCCAGACAUUAGUCUCCCAUUGUUAUCUUCUGAAGACUAAUGAAUCAUCUGCAAUUGCUCAUCAAGCCAACUUCAUGACACCCCUGUAUUUGGACAUAUUGUGGAGAAGACUUGCUUUCUUGCAAACUAUUUUGACCUUGGAAUAUAACUUCAUUAUAACGGAUACUGAUGUUGUAUGGUUUCGAGAUCCAUUCCCACAUUUUAUCACUGAUGAUUCAGACUUCCAAACUUCAUGUGAUCGAUUCAAUGGAGAUCAGUAUGACUUGAACAACUUCCCCAACAUGGGCUUUCUUUUCGCGAGGUCUAACAAUCGUACCAUCAAAUUCUACGACUUUUGGGUAUCAUCAAAACACUUGUAUCCACAUUUACAUGAACAAGAUGCUUUUAACAGAAUAAAGCAUGAUCCAGUUGUUGCACUACUUGGGUUGAAAAUAAGGUUCUUGAAUACUGAUUAUUUUAGUGGAUUUUGUUCGCCUAGCAGAGAUUUCAACAAGGUUUGUACAAUGCAUGCUAAUUGUUGUGUGGGAUUAGACAGAAAAAUUGCUGAUCUAAAGACUGCAUUAGAAGAUUGGAAAACCUUUAUUUCUGCAAAUCAGUCUGAAUUAUCACAACCUUUUAAUUGGAGUGUCCCAAACAAAUGUUUGUAUUCCUUUCUCGGUUAA
Chenopodium quinoa (quinoa) is the source of this 1077-nucleotide messenger RNA. RefSeq lists its product as uncharacterized. The transcript has 3 exons. The record is from RefSeq and is a predicted model, not a curated record. Bases 1 to 1077 code for a protein of 358 amino acids. NCBI's taxonomy places the organism in Eukaryota, Viridiplantae, Streptophyta, Magnoliopsida, Caryophyllales, Amaranthaceae.